AUGUCGCAAACAGAUGAAGCUGCAGCUGCUGAGUUGAAAAAGAAACGUACCUUCAAAAAGUUCACGUAUCGUGGAGUUGAUUUGGAUCAACUUUUGGAUUUGAAUCGUGACCAACUAGCGAAAUUGUUGCCGUGCCGCGCACGUAGGCGUCUGGCUCGUGGCUUGAAACGUAAGCACUUGGCAUUUUUAAAUCGGUUACGAAAAGCAAAAAAGGAAGCUCAACUACAUGAAAAACCAGCCACAAUUAAGACUCAUUUACGCGAUAUGAUUGUAUUACCCGAAAUGGUUGGAUCAGUCGUCGGAGUAUACAACGGGAAAGUUUUUAAUCAGGUCGAAAUAAAGCCUGAAAUGAUUGGUUAUUACUUGGGAGAAUUCGCAAUCACAUACAAACCUGUGAAACAUGGACGGCCAGGUAUUGGUGCUACACAUUCUUCUCGUUUCAUUCCGCUUAAAUAA
This is a messenger RNA of Acanthocheilonema viteae, 456 nucleotides long. Lineage: Eukaryota; Metazoa; Nematoda; Chromadorea; Rhabditida; Onchocercidae. The record is from the annotation of a GenBank genome assembly.